Messenger RNA from Oryzias latipes (Japanese medaka), 876 nucleotides. RefSeq names its product bolA family member 1 (gene bola1). The record is from RefSeq and is a predicted model, not a curated record. NCBI's taxonomy places the organism in Eukaryota, Metazoa, Chordata, Actinopteri, Beloniformes, Adrianichthyidae. Gene Ontology annotation, cellular component: mitochondrion.
GCUAACCAUCAAUAAAAGAAGAAGGCUGUAGAGGUAAAUAACUCCACGAUUUGUAAUAAAAUUACAUUUUAAAAUGAUCAGAUGUCAUCUACGGUUAUGUUUAUAAUAGAAUUGCGUUUAAAGUUUGAGGAGUAAAGAAGUUGUUUUCUGUUUUGACACCAUUACGUAACGUAGGGUUUGUUUUAAAUUAAGCUAGCAGCUCAUGCUAACAGACGACCGGAGUCUUCGUCUAAAGGUGGUGUCCCGCCCCGAUGCUCCCCUGUGUCCUGCGUUCCGCCCGGCCCGCCUCAGUCCGCCUCUCCGCAGCCCGGCCUUUGGCUCACGUCAGGCCGCACAUGGACCCUGACCCCAGCCGCCCUGUGGAGCGGGCCAUCCGGACCAAACUGACCGAGGCCCUCAAACCCGACCACUUGGAGAUCCACAACGAAAGCCACAUGCACGCCGUUCCUCCGGGAUCCGAAUCCCAUUUCCGCGUUCUGGUGGUCAGCUCUCAGUUCCAGGGCCUGCCUCUGAUUCAGCGCCACCGCCUGGUUAACGAUGCCCUGAAGGAGGAGCUCAGCAGCCGCGUGCACGCUCUGGCCAUCCAGGCAAAGACUCCUGAGCAGUGGGAGAGCAGCCCCGCCCUGGCAAAGAGUCCGGCAUGCAUGGGGGGUUCGAGGGGCGACCACACAGUGGAGGAGAAGCUGAAGGCCGGCCGAGAGUGACAGUUCAUGUAGCGAUGAGUGGGAUGCAGUGUGUGUGUCACCAACAAGGACUGUGAAUGUAAAUAAAAGAUGACAUUAUAACAAAUUCAAAAGCUGUUUUGAAAAACUUUAUUGAUCAUUUGUAUCAAUGUAACGGAACUUAAUUUCUAUUAAAAACAAAAAAUCGUAAAAA